This is a messenger RNA of Cyprinus carpio (common carp), 6597 nucleotides long. RefSeq names its product neurocan core protein-like. Lineage: Eukaryota; Metazoa; Chordata; Actinopteri; Cypriniformes; Cyprinidae. Gene Ontology annotation, molecular function: calcium ion binding; hyaluronic acid binding. The record is from RefSeq and is a predicted model, not a curated record. Gene Ontology annotation, biological process: cell adhesion.
AAUUGUCUAUACCAUCUAACGCACUCUCUUGCCUACGCAUUUGCUCCGUUCAUCUGGUGAGAUGAGGUGAGGUGAAGUGAGGGGGGAAACCAAACGCUGUGAGCUUUUGUUCAGUGUCUCUCCUCGAGACCGGCGAAGUGCGCUCUGUUCCGAGCUCUUCUCAGCACGAGACACAGGCUGAGGACAAAUACCGUGCUUUUUGAAUGCUUUAAACGAAGUAAGGAGUUAAUUUCAACACAUUUCUGAGGCUGAACAGAUUUAUACAUUUUGAAUGGUUUAUCUCAGCGGCUGUUCCCACCUACUCUGCUGUAUCUGAGGCGACGCGGCAUUCCUGAGGACUUUCUGAGGCGACAACGCGCUUUACUUCAGAGAAGGAUGCUGGGGGAGCACCGCUUGACUGCGCUCCAGUCUCUCCUGGCUGUGUGUCUGCUCUUCACCCUGGAACACGGCAUGGUGAGCUGUGACACUGUGGUGAACAUGCGUAAGGUGACUCACCAGAGGGUUCAGGAGCCUCUGUCAGGUACGGCCCUCCUGCCGUGUGUUUUCACCCUGCGCCCGAGUCCUUCACAUGAAGCUCCCCGCAUCAAGUGGACCAAACUGUGGGGUCAGCGCAGCCCGGAUGGCCUACAAAAGCAACAGUCGAUUCUGGUGGCUAAAGACAAUAUAAUCAAGGUGAAGAAAGCCUUCCAGGGCCGCGUCACCUUGCCGGGGUACCCGGUGAACCGCUACAACGCCAGCUUGGUGCUGACAGGCCUGCGAUCCAGCGACUCGGGGAUGUACCGCUGUGAGGUCGUGGUCGGCAUUAACGAUGAACAAGAUACGGUGCCCCUUCAGGUCACGGGAGUGGUGUUCCACUACCGUGCGCCUCACGACCGCUACGCGCUGUCCUUUUCCGACGCCAAAAGAGUUUGUGUGGAGAACUCUGCCAAUAUUGCCACGCCAGCCCAGCUGCAGGCCACUUUCAAUGAUGGCUAUGACAACUGUGAUGCUGGUUGGCUGUCGGACCAGACUGUGAGGUAUCCCAUCCAGUCGCCUCGGCCCGGCUGCUAUGGCGACAGAGAGGACUCACCUGGCGUGAGGAACUAUGGCAGCCGAGACCCCGAUGAGAUGUUCGAUGUGUACUGCUUUGCCAGCAGCCUGCAAGGUGAAGUGUUCCACACCAGUGUGCCGGAGAAGUUGAGCCUGGCAUCUGCCUCCACUCACUGCCACACUCUGGGAGCUCAGCUGGCCACAGUUGGGCAGCUCUACCUGGCCUGGCAGGGCGGCCUAGACCGCUGUGACCCUGGUUGGCUCGCCGACGGCAGCGUGCGUUAUCCCAUCAACCUGCCCCGGCGUAGUUGCGUGGGGGGUGGGUGAGGAGUGAGUACUGUUUUUACAACAACAACAGCAGCGGAGUUUUCAGACACUACCGUUCUCUUUGACGCCUACUGCUAUCAUGAGAAGAAUUUGGAAGAGCUGAUGGCGAUACUCCACAAGACCCUAGAAAACUCCACUUUGAACUCUUCCAGUGACGAAGAGGUGCAGCUCCAAAGAAAUGGAGCCUUCCCUGAACCUUCAACUUGGACCGGUCUGGUCGAUCUCGAGAAAGAAGACUUCAAGUCUAUCAUAAACAACGAAUCUUCAGAAAUCUCAGAGGAGCAUGUUGUAAUCCAUCUUGGACCUGAAGAAAAGUCUGUAGACUGGGAAGACGAUCCCAAAGAUGCUGUGGAGAAGCAGGAGGACCUUCAAGGGGGUUCGGCGAAAGAGGAGACCGAUGAUGGAUCUCCUGACCCGUCUUCAACCACGCCAUCUUCCUCUACACAAGCUCAUACCAGCAACAGCGUCAUUUCCAACUUUGUGAAAACAAUCAUGAAGCCAUUUAGGUACUGGACCAUGACUGUAGAACCUGAGAUACCGGCCACAGAGUCCAGCCUCUACAAAGGUACCUCAGAAAUGGUCCCACCUACCAGGGCGAAGCCAAAUAAAGGAAAAUCAAGCAAAGAUGGUGCUGAUAACACCAUCAUGGAGCCUAAUUUCAAGGAACAUUCAUAUAAUCCCUCCUCGUCAGAUCCAGAAGAAGAGCUCUUUGAACAGGAGAAAGAAGUUGUCUUGGUGGCUGCGCCGCAGGAGAUAAAGAGUCCAAGCAAUUCUCAUAUGGAUCAUCCAUAUUCACAGACCGUCACAGACAGCUUCACUGGAUCAGCCAAAGGAGCGAUUGGAUCAGGAACGGCGGAUCCGACUCUUUCUUCAAAUCCUUCGGCAUCUAAGAGCUUCGGUUCCAUGAGGAGCAGUCAACAAAUUUUGAUGUUAAAGUCCUUGACAGUUGACCCAAGCAAUAAUAGGCAUUUCAUAACUCAAACAAGCAGUCCGAUGGAAGCCAAAAGGGCCAGUUUGGAGAUCAUGACCAUUCCUGUUUCCAGGAAUAACCCUGAGAACGUCUCUGGGGAAGGGAAAGACUUGAAUGAGGAUGGUAACCCUAUUCCCAAAGGUCCUCCAUUGCUGUUAUCUGCAGAGGAUGAAAAAGAUGGCGAGGGAAGUGGAGGGAGAGAGUUACCAUUCACCCUUGACAGCCAAAUUAAUGGAUCCGAUGACCACAGCGUCCCGCUGGAGACCACUGUCAGAUGGCAGCUUAUGAGUCUCCAGACGACUCAACCUACUAGUGCGUCCAGUUCUUCUGAUCCCAAGCCUGAGAAACAGGCUGAUACAGUUGAGGAAGCCAGAGGGGAAAUCAUGUAUGUCCAUCGCCCCAUUGAAAAACACAAGAACAAUCCUUCGAAUAAAGUCAACGUGCCUUUCGUUGAACGGAAGCAAGACCUAGGGUUGACCAUUGCACCGGAAACACACACUUCCAACACGCCUUCCACACCAAGCCCUGUCAAUCCCAAUGUGGACAAGCUAGCAGUUCAACCGCCAACAAUAGGGAUCACUCCUUCCCAGCCUUUAGAAGAUACCACUACUGAAGACAUUUUGUGUACUCCGGAUCCAGCCAUUUCCAGCACGUGGUUACCUGUGGUUCAAGAGGAGGUAGAUACUCCACAACCACCGGUUCCUACCAUAAUAACAACGCAAGCUGGAUCUACCGUUCAGCCUACUGCUCCUGAUCUAAAGGACUCUUCCCACCAGGCUGAGUCCAGGUCAGGUGGGUCGGAGUCAUUUGUUUUGGCUCAGGGCUGGAUAACAUCUGAUCCCAUUCCCACAGAGGAACCUUCUUCCCAAACCACAGGAAGCCCAGAGGAAAACACAACUGCUGGGAUGGAAAACAGCCCCUCCAAAAGUUCAGAAGAUGAUCCCUCAACAAACCCGUGCCUGCAUGGUGGGAGCUGUCUGACCGAGGGGGAGGGAUACAGUUGUCUUUGCCCUCAGGGCUAUUCGGGAGAGAGCUGCGAGAUUGAUAUUGAUGAUUGUCAGUCCAAUCCAUGUCAGAAUGGAGGCACCUGCAUUGAUGAGAUCAAUUCUUUCGUAUGCCUUUGUCUGCCCAGCUAUGGUGGAGCAACCUGUGAGAAAGAUACUGAGGGUUGCGAGCACAACUGGAGGAAGUUUCACGGCCACUGUUACAGGUACUUCACCCGCAGACACACGUGGGAAGACGCUGAGAAGGACUGCAGAGAGCACAGCGGACAUCUGGCUAGCAUCCAUUCCACACAAGAGCAGGACUUCAUUAAUGGACUGUGCCAUGAAAACACAUGGAUUGGUUUGAAUGACAGGAUGGUGGAAGACGACUUUCAGUGGACAGAUAACAUGGAUCUGCAAUAUGAGAACUGGAGGGAGAACCAGCCGGAUAAUUUCUUUGCGGGCGGAGAGGACUGCGUGGUGAUGAUCGCCCAUGAGAACGGCAAAUGGAACGAUGUGCCCUGCAACUACAACCUGCCCUACAUCUGCAAGAAAGACACAGUUCUAUGUGGAGCUCCGCCCUCCGUGGACAACGCUUUCCUGAUUGGUCGGAAGCGUUCGCAUUAUGACAUACACUCUGUAGUGCGUUACCAGUGUGGUGACAGUUUCCUCCAGCGCCACAUUCCCACCAUCAAGUGUCGUGCCAAUGGCAAAUGGGACCGACCCAAGAUCAUCUGUACAAAGUCAAGGAGAUCUCACCGCUACAGACGCCACCACCACAAGUCCCACCACGAGCGCAGAAAGCACAAGAGGCACGGUUCAGGUGGUCAUCGAGGUCAACAGGAGGGUCACGGCCAUUUCUAACCAAAUAAUCCCCUCCUUUCCGCCAGCCUUUCACCUAAACCUCCUUAUCUUUGAUAUCCGACAGCCUUUCACCUUUCCCCUUCUCGUCUGGCUCAGUCCACCCUCUUUAUGAUCAGAGGGGGCACUGCUGGACCUCACAAGGACUAUAACAAUUUUACUUUUCCGUCUCUUUAUCCUUUAAUGUUAUAUCUCAUUUUAGUGGAUCCAUCAUGAAGAAAUUUCUUUCGUACAUUCAGUGUAGAAAACACUCUAGGUAAUUGUUUAUGUAUUUUUACAUAAGCAUUAAUUGAGCGGGUGGGUUGGUAAUACAUGUAAAUAUUGUAUUUCAUUUCAAAACGCAGGAAUAAAUCAAAACAGCCAGGAAAUACUUGGGAUUGGUUAGCUUAUGCAGUAUUUCUUGACUGUUUUGACACUGGUUGGCUCUUUGUAAGACAUUAACCUAAUUUAUACAGUAUUUCUUAGUAGUUAUGUGUUUUGAGUUGAGAGGAGUGGUGUUCUUCUGGAUUUUACAUGAAAAUUAAAUCACACUUACAUCAUUCCAAACCCGUAUGAUUUUAUUUCUUCCAUCAAACACAAAAGGACAUGAACGACAACAGGAGAUGUCAAAUUUAAAAAUGGCAAAAAGCACCAUGAAAGUAGUUGUGCACUGUAAUUUGACGUCUUCUGAAGCCAUACAAUAGAUUUGUGCGUAAAACAGACUGAAGUUAUGUAUAAUCAAAAGUUGUUAUUCUAUUGUAGCUUUCACCGAAACGUAACAUUUGAUCGCAUUGAUGCAAACUGACAACCUGAUGAUGAACAAAAUUUCAGAUCUGUAAGUUUUGAUUUUUUUUGUGAAUAAUAAUUUAAUUCUUGCAUUUUCAAGUCUUAAGUCUAGUUUAUUUAUAGAGCCCUUUCCACUACAAAGGAGAUCAAAUGACUGUUCAAUAAUAAAAAAAAUAAAAAUACAAAUAUAAGAAAAUAACAAAAAGACAAAAAUCAAUAACAGAAAAAAUAAAAGAUAACAACAUCAAAGAGAAAAUAAAACAAAGUACAACUUCCAAAUUUCAACUAUCAAAAGCCAUAGAGAACAAGUAAACAAUAUUUAAAAAUGUCAGUUGAAGGUACAGAUCUGAUAUCAGGCGGAAGAGCAUUCCACAGUCUAUGAGCAGCAAUGGAAAAUGCCCGAUCUUUUAGUUUUCAAGCGAGUUUUUGGAAUUGAGAGUAGUAAACAAUUAAGUGAUCUUUGAGGUUUACAAGAAUUCAUGUGAAUCAGAUUCGUAAUAUAUUCUGGGGCCAUAUCAUGGACAGGUUUAUAGAUGUAGAGCAACACCUAAUAGACAAUCCGAUAUUUAACUGGAAGCUAGUGCAGCUUUUCCAAAACUGGUAUAAUAUGCUCCCUUUUCAUUGUGCUAGUGAGGAGAAUGGCUUACUCCCAAAUAAAGUACAUUACAAUAAUCCAAGCCAUGGAGAUAAAGGCUCAUCUCAAGAUCAGCAACAGACAAAAAAUAUUUAAUUUUUGCAAUAGUCCUCAACUGAAAAAAGCAACUUUUACCACACAUUUAAUCUAAUCAUCAAAUGUUAGUGCUGAGUCAAAGAUUACACCCAGAUUCCUUAUCUGGGACAGCACAAUCGUUGACCAUGGACCUAAAACAUCUUUUAUAUCACUCUCAACCCAGUUUGGCCCAAAAAUUACAACUUUUUAAUUUAGUCGCAUUUACCUGAAGACGAUUUAGCUCUAACCAGCACUUCACCUCCUCAAGACAUGAUAACACAAAUGAAAGAGAAGUUAUCCAGGUUUAAUAGGCAAGUAAAACUGAAUAUCAUCGGCAUAAAGAUGAUACGACAUACUGUGUUUUUUAAAAACAAGAUUUAAGGGCAGCAAGAAUAAAGAAAACAGAAUAGGCCCCAAAAUGGAGCCCUGAGGAACUCAACAGUCAAUAGAAACUGUAGCGAAAGAAAAUUCCCCAAACCUCAUUGAAAAGGAUCUUUCCUUCAAAUAAGAAGAAAACCAUUUUAAAACAGUCCCUUGCAGACCCACAACAUACUCUAAACGCUCAAUGAGAAUAUCAUGAUCUAUUAAAUCAAAAAGCUGCACUAAGGUCAAGCAUAAUUAAAGCUCCUCAAUUACCCAAGUCCCCAGUGAGUAACAAAUCAUUGGUAACCCAUAAUAAAGCUGAUUCGGUGCUAUGUCCUGCUCUGAAACCAGACUGAAAAACAUCUAGAACAUAAUUCUUAGCCAAAAAAAAGAACUCAGCUGAGUAAGAACCACUUUCUCUAAUAUUUUUGAAAUACGAGGAAGCUUUGCAAUAGGCCGGUAAUUUGUGAAAUCCAAAGGAUCCAAAGCACACUUCUUAAGAAGAUGCUGAACAGCUGCUUGCUUAAGACAUGAUGGAAAAAUACCUGUAGAAAGACUACAGUUCACAAUUAAUGCAAUACUGGUUUCUA